Molecule: messenger RNA, 876 nt
Organism: Trypanosoma grayi
Lineage: Eukaryota; Euglenozoa; Kinetoplastea; Trypanosomatida; Trypanosomatidae
Exons: 1
Coding region: 1-876 (291 amino acids)
Source: RefSeq, a predicted model, not a curated record
AUGGAGACAGCGUCAGCGGAUCUCGGCUCCCCGGCUGCGACAUCGAGCAACGCCGCCACUCUCACCUACACAGUGGCUCCACACCCCUUCGGCUACCAAACACUGUUCGCCAUGCUCAUUUCCGCCUCAGCCGCGAAGGCGUGCACAUCGUCGGGUAUAAUGAAGGGUUUGUGGGACACAGUAUGGGGCACGCUGGAACAGCGGCGCGUCAAGUGGUCUCAGCUGGCCUUUGCACGUUGUUUCUCGCGACAACUCGAGGCUCUGAACGGCAGUGUCGUCGCGAGCAUCUCGUGUGCGCUGCUCUCGUACGGGCAGCCGCAGCCAGGCGUACUGUGGGUAACGACGCAGGGCCUCUACUUCAGAAGCCGGCAAGAAGUCAUCAAUGGUGACGGCGAUAGCACAAGCGGCAACAAGAGAGGCAGGGAGUAUGCUGAAGAAAUCGAGGAGGACAAGGAGUGGGAUGAUGAGGAGACGGCCAUUCGAGAGGUGCUGCCGCUGCGGGGCAUUGUUUCACUCCUGCCUUCAGUGGCUCUCCCGACAGCAGAGAAGGGGCCGCCGUACGUCUCAGGCAUACCGAAUCCGAUUGUCAGGCCAAACGCGCUGCAGGUGUUUACAUGGCCUCCAAAACAAAUCUAUCAGUUUGUCUACAUGCAUAAAUUGACGCUGAUGCCACCAUCAGCGUCGCAGAGAAAACCAACGGACGCUGACAGCGAAGGACUGCUGUUGCAGCACGAGUACGAUGCGAUUAUGAAAUUCCCUGGGGAGCUUGACGCCGUGACGUUUUGUGCCUUGACCGAGCGACUUUGGGAAGCCCGCCUGAAGGCGCUACGGCUGCCGCACUUGCGAGAGGGUGUUGAGUACGCCGCGCCUCACUGA